Molecule: messenger RNA, 3098 nt
Organism: Spea bombifrons (plains spadefoot toad)
Lineage: Eukaryota; Metazoa; Chordata; Amphibia; Anura; Pelobatidae
Gene: NUFIP2
Product: nuclear FMR1 interacting protein 2
Exons: 4
Coding region: 158-2158 (666 amino acids)
Cellular component (GO): nucleoplasm; cytoplasmic stress granule
Molecular function (GO): RNA binding
Source: RefSeq, a predicted model, not a curated record
UGGAGAUACCUGAUUGCUGGAGAGAGACAGUCAAUCGUUUCUAGAAAGUCCCUAAGCCAACCGGCUUGCCCUAGUGUAAGAGGCGCAUCCGCACACUCGCGUCCAGAGAAGGGCUCUGUGCUCUGCAUCCAGCGCAGGGGGAGCCCAGACACCUUCAAUGGAGGAGCAGCCUGGACAGCAGCAGCACCAUCAUCAUCAUCACCACGUCCAGCACUCCCAGUCUGCUCACAGCCAUUACUAUUAUUACAGCCACACUCAGCACCCAUCAGCCACAAAUGUGCAACAUGGAGCAGAGGGCAGCGCCAAAUACCAGCCCAAGCCGCUGAAACAUGACCACAAACACGCCCUACAGCACCAGGAAACGCACCAGAAGAAAACAGGUCCGGCUCUUUGGAGGGGAAAGGAAUCCUCAGCUGGGGACAAUGGAGAACUAAAUGGUUCUUUGGGAGAAAGACACCUACCUCCAAAGAUACUGGUUUCCGGAAAACCUGCAAGCCAGGCUGCCUCAGGAGUUCCCAACGGCAGCCAGCAAGUUGCUGACACAAACACCAAGCAGCUACCCAAGGCCCACAAUUUCGGCAAAGCGGGCAGCAAACCAAAAACAUUGCUCCAUAAAAACAGUAUGGACAAAAAAAAUGAAAAGUCCUAUGAGAGCAAAGUGAAAGAAAGCAAGAGCCCAGACAAAGGAGAGGCUGGGUACAUUCAGAAUGGCGUGCUUUCCAACAGCGCUGGAUAUAUAACAAAUGGCUAUGUGAACAAAAACGCUGAGAAUGAUGGUAGUGGUUCUGAGAAUGGAUAUGCCACGCCCAAGAAAAGGAAAGCCAGAUGCAGCGUUUCCAAGGCUGUUGAGGAGCCCAACAUUGUGAUAGAUAAAACGAUGGACAUUGAUGGCAAGUUGGAAUCUGAUUCACUUGUAGACCAGAAAGGUGGAGCACGGGUGGACAAUGCUAAGGCUUCCUGGAAAUGCGAGGCUGCUGGUGCUGUUCGAGCUAAACCAAGCUCUGGAGAUAUACAGAGGAAAAACUCUGAUGCCAAACCUGUCACAGCAAAGAAGUUUGAUGACCGGCCUAAAGGCAAAACCUCCACUGCUGUCUCUUCUAAAGAGGACUCCUGGACAUUGUUUAAACCGCCUCCUGUAUUCCCAGUAGACAACAGCAGUGCUAAAAUAGUUCCUAAAAUAAGUUAUGCAAGCAAAGUAAAAGAGAACCUCAACAAAGCAGCUCAGAACAACUCUGCUUCACAAUCUUCCCUUGCCUUUACUCCCCAGGCUGGGGAUAUUCAGCCAUUGAACUGUGUCUCCCAGGUUCCUAUGUCUGCCAUGAAGUCUGUAUCUACAGUUAAUUUUGCCAAUGGGCCCUUAUUAGUAGGAACUGAUGGGGGCUUCUUGGCCACUGCUGCUAGUACUGUACCACACUCACUGCCUGGAGGAGCUGAACCUUUACUUGCUGAAUCCGCUAGUGUCCCUAACUUCUCUGAACAGAAAAAAACUGGCCUUUUCACUUACCCUUCAAAUAUGCAACACGCACUGCCGGAUACAAUACAAAGGGACAUGUCUGGUCAGUCAAAUCAACAUAGCCUAGGAGAGAUAUUUCAGAAUCAAUGGGGCUUAUCUUUUAUAAAUGAACCUAGUGCUGGCCCGGAGGCUGGAAGCGAUAAGCCUGCACAUGGGCAGGUGGUGUGGGAGCCCCCCAACCAAUUGGUUUCACAGGGUGCUGAUGUAGCUGCCUCAGGAAAUGAACGCCCAGUUUUUCCCAAAGCCUACGAGCUGGAGAAACGGACUAGCGCUCAGGUUCCAGAUGGUGUCCCCCUGAAAGCAGCUCAUGGGUCAGGGGCUGAAGGGACUGUGUUGUCUUCAGAUCCUAAGGAUUAUGGGGAACUGCAAAACACAGACUCUGCUAGCCAGGGUACUUUAGUGUUUCAAUCCAAGGUCUUUGAAAUAGAUGUUCCACAGACCUCCCUGAAAAACACUUUACAGACCUCCGCCAAAGAUAAGAGGUUCCACGGAGGUCUUGACAGCAAAGAUAGCUGGAGUUCUUUUGACCUGAGGGCUGCUAUACUCUAUCACACUAAAGAAAUGGAAUCUAUUUUGAGUUUGCAAAAACAAGAUCCCAGUAGGAUAAUCACUUAUAAUGAAGCCAUGGACCUCCCUGAUCACUGAGAAUACUGCCAGAGGACUACAGGCUUUUCCUAUCUUAUUUCAUCUGUGCAUGAGUGACUUUACCUGGAAACCACGGCCCUUGCAAAACCUUCACCGCAACAGCGAGGGGAAAAAAACAAAAACAAAACACACAACAGAGUCAUUGGAUAUAAUUAUAUAAGUAUAUAAAUAUAUAUACAUACAGAUAUAUAAAUAUAUUUUGUUUAGAUAACUAUGUAUAGACAAAUCUAUCUAUAUAUAAAUAUAGUUAUUUAAACAAAUUUUAAAGUGGCAAUGUUAUUCAGACACUUCCGAUCGAAUCAGGAAAACUAUUAUUUUCCAAGUGAUGCGAAGCUUAUUUAAUCACUGGUACACUUUCCCCGCUCCUUUUUUGUUUUGUGCUUUUUAUUUUCUUUUUUUUUUCCUCUGUGGGCUGCCUAGGAGGCAAAUGAGAUACAUGUUAACAAAUAGAAUGACAUGGAUGCUUUUUCCAGCUUGAUUCCUGACAUGGAAACAUUUUUUUCACAAGAAUACAGCAAGACUGAAAACCUGCCUAUUUUUUUGCCAAUAGGGGAGAAAUUGCAAAGGAUUCAUUCUGUGGAGGCAAAAUGUAAAAUUCCCCGGUCUUAUUCUCACUUUGUAUUGCAAAAAAAAUCAGACCAGGGUGGACACAUUUCUAGAUUCAAAUCAACAGAAAUGAUAUCUGUAUAUUUUUUUUUCUUCUUCUUCUAGUCCUUGACUGGGGUUUAUAAUGGAACAAAAGAUUAUUCAUGGAUAAUACAGAGGAUGGGGUGGGAAACAAGCUGUCUUAAAUUAAAAAAACAAACAAAAAAAAUACACUUUUUUGAGCUUGGGACAGACCUGUUUCCCAGUUUUGAAAAAAAACAUGGAAACAAGGUUUUCGUCAAUUUUAAAACAAAAAAACUCCCCAUUUAUUGAUGGGACAUAAAAACAACAAAAA